This is a messenger RNA of Clarias gariepinus (North African catfish), 1539 nucleotides long. It is a transcript of the gene wnt2, whose product is annotated as wingless-type MMTV integration site family member 2. The record is from RefSeq and is a predicted model, not a curated record. Gene Ontology annotation, molecular function: frizzled binding; cytokine activity. The coding region runs from base 243 to 1295 and encodes 350 amino acids. The transcript is spliced from 5 exons. Gene Ontology annotation, cellular component: extracellular region. Gene Ontology annotation, biological process: multicellular organism development; canonical Wnt signaling pathway; cell fate commitment. NCBI's taxonomy places the organism in Eukaryota, Metazoa, Chordata, Actinopteri, Siluriformes, Clariidae.
GACCAUCAGCGUCCUGACCUCGUGUCUCUUCACUCUCUCCCCGCGGGACAUGUCUGCUCUCAGGAUGGUGCGCGGAUGAAGGACAUCUCCGGGAUCCGGCGCGUGAUCAGUUCACUUCUCACUUCUGCACAUCACACUCUUCUCCUCUCUCUCUCUCUCUCUCUCUCUCUCUCUCUCUUUCUUUUCUUCUGUUGAAAGCGAGAGUGUGGACGAAUGAGCACACCAGCCCCGGAGUUAGUAAUAUGAACUUUCUGCCAAGUGGAAUAUGUUUCUAUUUGUCUGUGGCAACCUGCUGGUUCACAUCGAGGGUCGACUCAUCGUGGUGGUACAUGGGCACUCUGGGCUCGCAGGUGAUGUGCGACAACAUCCCGGGUCUGGUGAAUAAACAGCGGCAGAUGUGCAGGCAGCACCCCGGGGUGAUGCAGGCGAUCAGCGGCGGAGUGAACGAGUGGAUCAGUGAGUGUCAGCACCAGUUCCGCCAUCAGCGCUGGAACUGCAACACUGUAGCGAGGGAACACAGGGUGUUCGGCAAACUCCUGCACCGCGGCAGUCGUGAGGCUGCCUUUGUGUACGCUAUCUCCUCAGCAGGCAUGGUGCACACACUGACCAGAGCCUGCAGUCAGGGGGAGCUGGACACUUGCUCCUGCGACCCGGGAAAAAAGGGCUCAUCACAUGAUACCAAAGGGCCUUUUGAUUGGGGUGGAUGUAGUGACCACGUAGAUCAUGCUAUUAAGUUUGCCCAGGCAUUUGUUGAUGCAAAGGAGAAGAAGGAGAGGGAUGCACGAGCACUUAUGAACCUGCACAACAAUCGUGUAGGAAGGAGGGCAGUGAAACGUUUCCUGACUCUGGAAUGUAAAUGCCAUGGUGUGAGUGGGUCCUGCAACAUUCGGACAUGCUGGCUGGCCAUGAGCGACUUCAGACAGACGGGCGACUACCUGCGCAAGAAGUACAACAGCGCCACCCAGGUUGUGAUGAACCGAUAUGGGACGGGCUUCACCACUGUACACAGGAAGUUCAAGAAGCCCACAAAGAAUGAUCUGGUCUACUUUGAGGACUCACCUGACUACUGCAUAUGGGACCAUGAAGCUGGGUCAGUGGGCACGGCUGGGCGUGUGUGCAACCGGACUUCACAUGGAGCUGACAGCUGUGAGGUCAUGUGUUGCGGACGAGGUUAUGACACUUCCCGCGUGAGCCGCACCACCAAGUGCGAGUGCAAGUUCCAAUGGUGUUGUGCUGUUCAGUGCCGCGACUGCCAUGAAGAGGUGGACAUCCACACGUGCAAGGCUCAAUCAUGACCACUGUCAACCACGUAUGCUGGUAUUGACAAAGCACCUCUUUGUAGCACUGUAGGACUGAUCCAGGAUCAGGUUUUUGUGCCUAAAAUUAUUGCUUAUGAGGGCUAUCACAGUGCUGGUGAAGAGCUACACACUAAUCCAACAAACACACAUUUAUACAUUAUAAAACCAAUCAUUAGAAACUAGGACAAAAUAAAUGAGCUGAAAGCUUCAACAAGGCAUUGGUCUAAGCAAGUCUCUAAAA